GUCGGCUCUUGGCAUCGAGAAUAUUGGAGGCAUGAUGUUAUAAAGCUUAAUUGCUUAACAUAUCAUAUAUGAAUAGCUUAAAUAGUUUAAUAUUUUACUCAAUUUUAGUGACUACAGACUACUGACUACAUCGAAUGCUGAACCUCGCUGAACUACCGACAACAUACUACUUAACUGAUUUAAAGCUGCCCUGGCGCAAUCCUGAAUUAUAAACUAUUUUAUAAUUAUUUGGAACUAUGGCGCUUCCUUCAACAUACAAACAAAUAGCUAUAAAUCAACAGUCUCCUGCUCGUGCUCCAGUCACAUUCAACAUUUUGAAAGCGACUAAAACGGGAUCCUAUCAAAAUGAACGUUUAAGACCUGGUGGGAGUUCCAAUCAAUUAUCUGGAUCAAAAGAUCAAAAUCAAAGUCCAUUCAUACCAAAUAGCCAUGGAAAUCCAGCAUUUCAUCCACAAAAAAUAUCAAAAGCUGCUGCUGAUGCCCGUGGUAUUAAACCUCCCAAACCCCCUGAGAAACCUCUUAUGCCAUAUAUGCGAUACAGUCGUAAAGUUUGGGAUCAGGUAAAGGCAAGUAAUCCUGAUUUAAAGUUAUGGGAAAUAGGUAAAAUCAUAGGACAAAUGUGGAGGGAUCUUCCAGAAGAUAAUAAACAAGAGUAUAUUGAUGAUUAUGAAUCAGAAAAGUUGACUUAUGAAAAAGCUAUGAAGUUAUACCAUACUUCACCAGCUUACUUAGCCUAUUUACAAGCAAAGAAUAAAGGUAAAUUGAAUCAAGUAGAAGAUAGAGAACCACAUGAAAGAUCAACAGGAGGUGGUAAACAAGCAGCUGCUGAUCGUAGAAUUGAAAUACAACCAGCUGAAGAUGAAGAAGAUCAAGAUGAUGGAUUCAGUGUGAAGCACAUAGCUUAUGCUAGGUAUAUAAGAAAUCAUAGAUUGAUUAAUGAAAUUUUUUCUGAUAGUGUUGUUCCCGAUGUACGGUCAGUGGUUACUACUGCUCGUAUGCAAGUUUUAAAGAGACAAGUUCAAAGUUUAACCAUGCAUCAGAAAAAAUUAGAGGCAGAAUUACAACAAAUUGAAGAAAAAUUUGAUACUAAAAAAAGAAAAUUUAUUGAAUGUAGUGACACAUUUCAACAAGAAUUAAAAAAGCACUGUGUACAAGCAGUAUCAGAGGAAGCAUUUCAAAAAAUGGUAGAACGCCAAGUGGAGAUAUUGCAAAAAGAACGGACUAAAACUGUGUGCCCACCAGGGCCUCCUGAAGAAUUUUCUAAAGUAAAUUGUGAGCAGCAAUUAGAACAAAAUGGAGCUGUACCAUCAAUUGAAGAAGACACUUCAUCGUGUGUAGUUCCUUCUAGUACCACUGAUGAUAGUUCAAAUAUGGAAGUUGAGUCUGGUGUAACUUCUGACAGCUCAUCAAAAUCUGAACAGCUUGUAAUAACAGAAACUAGAGAAAAUGGAGAAAUUGCAACUUCUCCACCACAAUCUUCUCAUCAAUCUCAACCUCAAUUAUUAAAAGAGCAACAGCUACCACAAAUUCAAUCACAACAACCUCAAUUCCAAGUCCAAUCGCAGUUUCAACAACAAUUAUCACAAACACAACCUUUGCAGCCCCAGCCUUCUCAACAAUCUUUACAACCUCCUCAACAACAACUGUUACAGCCACAGCCUUCAUUACAACAAUUGCCUCAAGCACAGCCAAUAUUACAGCAAUUACCUCAAGGACAGCCUACAUUACAUCAAUUGCCACAGACACAACCUGAAAUACAACAACUAUUGCAGCCACAGAAUUCUUUUCAGCAGAUACCACAGCAACCAGCAUCUACAGCAUUACAACAACAACCAGAACAAGUCUCUCCACAGCCACACCCUCAACAACACUCUCCUCAACCACAAUUGCAGCCACUAAAUCAUCACCAGCAACAACCUUUACAGUCAAAUGUAGUGCAACAACAGUCUUUACAACCAUCUACUCCACAGCAACAGCCUUUACAACAAUCUACUCCACAGCAGUCGCCUUUACAGCCACAUCCUCCGCAACAACAGCCUUUGCAGUCUAACCUUCCUCAACAACAAUCUUUACAGCCACAUGCUGCACAGCAACAGCUUUUACCAUCACAUGCUCCACAACAACAGCCUUUACAGCCACAUGCUCCUCAACAACAGCCAUUACAGCCACUUGCCUCACAACAACAGCCGUUACAGCCACUUGCCCCACAACAACAACCUCUACACCCUCAUACCCCACAACAACAGCCUCUACAGCCACUUGUCCCACAACAACAGCCUUCACAACCACAUGUCCCACAACAACAACCUUUACAGCCAUCCCCUCCUCAACAACAGUCAUUGCAGCCAAACCCUCCUCAACAACAACCAUUACAGCCAAACCCUCCUCAACAACAACCAUUACAGCCAAACCCUCCUCAACAACAACCAUUACAGCCAAACCCUCCUCAACAACAACCAUUACAGCCAAACCCUCCUCAACAACAACCAUUACAGCCAAAUCCUCCUCAACAACAAUCUUUGCAGCCACAUGCUACACAGCAACAGAUUUUACAAUCACAUGCUCCACAACAACAGCCUUUACAACCGCAUCCCUCCCAACAACAUUCUUUACUGCCACCUGCUUCCCAACAACAUACUUUACAGCCUCAACUUCAACAGCAGCCACAAACUCCACAACAACAGUCUCCUGUACAACAAUCAUCAAUUCAAACACCUCCACAACAACAGUCUUCACAGCCUCAAUUACAAACUCCACAAACACAACCAUUACCUUCCCCACAGGUACCACAACUGCAAUCACCACUUCCACAACAAUUACCAACUCCACAGGCACAAAUGCAGCCACAAUCACUUCCAGCACAGCCUCAAUUGCAGCCAACGCAAUCUCAAUCACAACCACCACAGUCCCAAUUACAACCACCACAGUCACAAUUGCAACCACCACAGUCUCAAACUCAACAGCCUCAGUCUCAAAGUCAAGCACAACCCCCUUCAGUCAUGGUGCCGCCACCACCUACUAUUCCUCCAGCACUGGGAUCAGAUUCCCCUUCAAAUGUUGUUUCAUCAACUACAGAAUCACCACCAAAAGUACCAGAAUCUAAAGCUUAUUCUGCUCCUUCAACUCAGCCAUACCCAUCAUUAUCACAGUCUUACGCUCAAGUACCUCCAUUUCAACUGUCACAAAACUCUCAAGUUAAUGUUCCAAGUGUAUAUCCACCAAAUCAAGUUCCAACAAAUACUGCUCCUCCACAACAUCCACAUUCGGGUAUGAUGCAACCUCCUCAGAUUCCUCCUUCUCAAGGAGCACCAUCAUCAACCCCAUCAACUGGGUUUCCUCCGUAUCCACAACAGCAACCUUAUUCUUCUCAAGCAAUGCCACCCAGGCCUUACACAUAUCCUCCACAACCAUAUCCUCAAUAUACACCUCAUCCAUAUUAUCAUCAAGCUCCUUAUCAACAGUAUCCGCCACCACCUCCACGUGUUGCAUAUCCACAACAAAUAGGUACUGUUAAUCAAGAUACAAAUCAACCACCACUUGAAAAUAUGUAUAACACGCCUUCAAUUUCUGGACCAUCUGAAAAAUCAAAUGAUGAAAACAAGCAAUUAAUUGAUGAAGUUAAAUCUACUGAAAUAAAUACAGCUCAUGAGAAACCAGCUGAACAAGAAGAAACAGUUCCACCUCAAUCAUCUGCAGCAAAAGUUGACGAAAUUACACAAUAAUUCAUUUAUAAAUGCUAAAAAAAAAAUUCAAAAUGUUUUCAAAAUCAAUUUUACUUUUGUACUAAGUCUUAAAUGACUGAUAUUAUUUAUACUAUCAUUGAAAGUAUUUUCAUAUUAUAAUAAUUAUUAUAAAGUCGAUUUAUUUAUAAAUAUUUUUAGAAUUAGAAUAUAUGGGUCAUGGUGUAAAUAAACUAAAUUGUUUUCAUUCUCUCUAAUUUAUUAGUUGUGUAAAAAGUUCACUUCUUAUUCAUUAAAUAAUUUUAAUGUUUAA
Messenger RNA from Aphis gossypii (cotton aphid), 3993 nucleotides. RefSeq lists its product as uncharacterized. Lineage: Eukaryota; Metazoa; Arthropoda; Insecta; Hemiptera; Aphididae. The record is from RefSeq and is a predicted model, not a curated record. Gene Ontology annotation, biological process: negative regulation of DNA-templated transcription. Gene Ontology annotation, molecular function: nuclear receptor binding; nucleosomal DNA binding. The transcript has 13 exons. Gene Ontology annotation, cellular component: SWI/SNF complex. Bases 237 to 3722 code for a protein of 1161 amino acids.